AUGCUCUCCUCCAUCAUUGCCUGCAGCUUUCUUCUCAUCUUGAACCUUCAGCUACCCAAUGCAUAUCCUGUCAGCACGAGUUUGACCUCCAGUGACAUGGACAUCUUAGAGGUGCUCCUUCACAAAUUAGAAGAGUCUCUUCCAGUGCAGACUGAGAUGGAGCAGAAGGACCCUGCUGACAACCUGAACACAGACGCCGAUGCACAGCAGCCACCUGAUGCUUUGGAUGAAGCUUCAGUCAGGGAGUUCCUCUCAGCCAAAAACUUGAAGAGCAUCCGCAGCGACACAUCCAGGAAAACCUCUGGCUGCUUUGGUCGCCGUAUGGACCGAAUAGGUUCCAUGAGCUCUCUGGGCUGCAACAAUGUUGGCAAAUUAAGUAAGUCGAGGAUUCAAAAUCAAGAUGAAGUCUUACCAUCUCCAGUAUAA
This is a messenger RNA of Dunckerocampus dactyliophorus (ringed pipefish), 426 nucleotides long. It is a transcript of the gene nppb, whose product is annotated as natriuretic peptide B. The transcript is spliced from 3 exons. Bases 1 to 426 code for a protein of 141 amino acids. The record is from RefSeq and is a predicted model, not a curated record. Gene Ontology annotation, biological process: neuropeptide signaling pathway; cGMP biosynthetic process; receptor guanylyl cyclase signaling pathway. Gene Ontology annotation, cellular component: cytoplasm; nucleus; extracellular region. Lineage: Eukaryota; Metazoa; Chordata; Actinopteri; Syngnathiformes; Syngnathidae. Gene Ontology annotation, molecular function: hormone activity; hormone receptor binding.